Molecule: messenger RNA, 5722 nt
Organism: Telopea speciosissima
Lineage: Eukaryota; Viridiplantae; Streptophyta; Magnoliopsida; Proteales; Proteaceae
Product: DDT domain-containing protein PTM-like
Exons: 11
Coding region: 145-5175 (1676 amino acids)
Source: RefSeq, a predicted model, not a curated record
UUCACUUUCCGCCUUCAACGAAGCUCGUUAACCUAUCGUUUCUGUGCGGUUUGCGAACCCUUAUAACCAGUUGAAUGUUGUUUUAAUCAGGGUGCGGCUGUUGAUCCGGAGAACCUGUGGAAACCCUAGUUUGAGUUGUGGCGCAUGGGGUUCGAGGAAACUAGAUCUAAGGAGGAUCGUGCAAGGAAGAAAAGAAAGAAGGGAGUAAAGGAUUUGGGUGUUGGUCGAUCGGAGAGUUUGGUUAGGAGUGGAAGGGCGGUUGGGACUAGAUCAAACGCUCUGGUGGGAAGAUAUGUUAGGAAGGAGUUUGUUGGGAUUGGAGUUUUCCUUGGUAAGAUUGUUUCUUAUAGUAGUGGAUUGUACAGAAUUGAUUACGAGGAUGGGGAUUGUGAAGACUUGGAUAGUGGUGAGAUUCGUGACAUUCUAUUAGGGGAGGGUGAUUUUGAUGGGGAUCUUAAUGCCAGGAAGGAGAAAUUAGAUCAGUUGAUUUCAGUUGGUGGUCCGAAUGCAAUGAAUACAAGAUUGGAUCAGAAUGUGGACCAGGAUGUUGGGGCUUCUGCAAAUGGAUUCAAUGAGGUUGAAGCAUCUACCUUCAGUAAGUUGGGUUCUGAUCAUGAGAAAGACUUCAAAGGAGAAGGGGUUCAACUGGAUGAAGACGACGCCGACUCUUCUAGUGACUCGUGUGAGCAUGUUCAAGUUUGCAAUUCUGGCAUGGAGAUUGAACAUCCUUCUGUUCCACCGCCUGCACUGCCUCCAUCGUCAGGCAAUAUAUGUGUGCCUGAGGAAUCUGUUUCUCAUCUGUUCUCAGUUUAUAGUUUCUUGCGUGCUUAUAGUAUACAGUUAUUUCUGAGCCCCUUUGGACUGGAUGAUUUUGUGGGGUCACUUAACUGUGUCAGCCCCAACACAUUGUUGGAUGCUAUUCAUGUUGCUCUCCUGUGUGCAUUAAGACGUCAUCUUGAGAUGAUAUCUUCCAAUGGAGCUGAGCUUGCUUCGAAGUGCUUGAGGCGAAUAGAUUGGAGCUUGCUUGACUCAUUGACAUGGCCAGUUUACUUAGUCGAGUAUUUUCUGGUAAUGGGACACACGAAGGGACGGGACUGGAAAGGGUUUUAUGAUACUGUCCUAGAUAGGGAAUAUUACACCUUGUCUGUGGCUAAGAAGCUUGUGAUCCUGCAAAUCUUGUGCGACAACGUCAUAGAAUCUGCAGAGCUAAGAGCAGAGAUUGAUAUGAGGGAAAACUCAGAGGUGGGGACUGAUAUUGAUGGGCCAGCUAGUGCCCCUCUGGACAAUGUGCCGAGAAGGGUACAUCCUAGAUAUUCCAAGACCUCAGCUUGUAAAGAUUCCGAACUCAUGGGGAUUAUUUCUGAACCUCAUGAGUUGAAUUCAAUUGCCCCUGAUGGCUUGUUGGGUUCUAAAGUUGCUAAACUGGAUACAAAUGCUGCUGAUAUCGACCAGGAUGGAAAUAGUGAUGAAUGCCGGCUCUGUGGCAUGGAUGGGACCCUCAUUUGUUGUGAUGGGUGUCCUUCAGCUUACCAUUCAAGAUGUAUUGGUCUGAACAAAAUGCAUCUACCAGAAGGGUCAUGGUUUUGUCCGGAAUGUACAAUUAAUAAAAUGGCACCUACUCUCCAGAUAGGAACAGGCCUCAGAGGAGCAGAGAUUUUUGGUAUUGACCCAUACGAGCAGGUCUUUUUAGGUUCAUGUAACCACUUACUGGUGCUCAAUGCCUCAAUGAAUGCAGGAACUUAUUCCAGGUACUACAGUCAGAUUGACAUUCCGAAAGUCCUGCAAGUACUUUGUUCAUCUGUAGAGCAUAAAAACUUGUACACAGUGAUAUGCAAUGGCAUUAUAAAGUACUGGAAAAUUCCUCCAGGUAGUAAUUAUUCUCUUCAUGCAAAAACUGAAACUGCUACAAAUCCAGCGGAUGAAAAGGAAGAGGCAAUGGUUUCAACUCCACUCAAUUCCCUUUCUGGUGAAAAAACUUGCAAAUUGAUGGAUACAAAUGAUGGUGAGAAUUGUGUUAGCAGUUUAACUGAAAAUAAUAUGGACAAUGCAACACUAUCUUGUCCAGGGAAUGAUUGCCAAGAAACUGGGUUUAAUUGUACCACCUUUAUUACAGUGAGCCAAGUUGAUUCUCGCAGCCUCAAGAAAGAUGAUUAUGCUACAACUCGACUGGUUGGUCAACAUGAAAAUAACAAACUUCAUGAUCAGCUUGGAACUGAAUCUACUGUGUCUUCUGGGUCUGUUAGCCUGCCGGCUAACCCCUCUGACUUAAACAACAAAAGUUUAGCAAUUGUGUUAGAAACUGCUACCUGUACCUCAGGAAACAGGCACGGUCCUAAGAAGGAAAAUGGAAAUGGUGUAGCUUUGCCUGCAAUUUGUGGUCCUUUGAGCAUGGUUUCUGAAAGCACAAUAGACAUGAUUUAUGCUUGCUCAUACAUGGGAUCAAACUUCAAACCUCAGAGUUAUGUCAAUCAGUAUGUCCUUGGUGAUGUUGCUGCAUCUGCUGCUGCUAAUCUGGCUGUUCUUUCAUCUGUAGAAAUUGGAGUCUCUAAGUCCAACACUUUAUCAAAUACUAAGAAACUCAUUUCUGCAAAUGUCUCACUGCAAAUGAAAGCAUUCUCUUGUGCUGUCUUUCAUUUUUUCUGGCCAAACUCUGAGAAGAAGCUAAUGGAGGUUCCAAGGGAAAAAUGUGGUUGGUGCUUUUCAUGCAAGGCUCCUAGUACAAACAAGAGAUGUCUUCUAAAUUUGGCUGCUUCAAAUGCAUUGAAAGUAGCUGUGAGAGUUCCUGGUGGCCUUCGUCCCAUAAAAAGUGGAGAAGGAAAUCUUCCUAGUAUUGCAGCAUAUAUUUUGUGCAUGGAAGAGAGUUUAUGUGGCCUUACAGCUGGACCCUUCCUGAAUGCAAGUUAUAGAAGACAAUGGCGUAAAGAAGUUGAACGAGCUACUACCUGCACUGUGUUAAAGCCCCUUUUGCUUGAACUUGAGGAACACAUUCGUGUAGUUGCUCUUUCUGGGGGCUGGUUCAAGCUGGUAGAUGAUUGGUCAGCUGAGUCUUCUGUGGCCCCAAGGACCAUGUGCUUUGCUGGAUCAACUCAGAAGCGUGGAGCGAGUGGGAAACGGAGUAGGAAACAAUCUGCGACAUCUGUAAUUACAGUUGAUCCUUGCCAAGACAGCAAUGUGGAUAUAAGCUGGUGGAGGGGAGGGAAGCUUUCAAAGAUGGUAUUUCAGAGAGGGAUUUUGCCGUGUUCAAUAGCUAAAAAAGCAGCUCGUCAAGGUGGUUCUAGGAAGAUUUCUGGUAUUUAUUAUGCUGAAGGUUCUGAGAUUCCUAGAAGAAGCAGGCAAUUUGCUUGGAGAGCAGCAGUAGAAAUGAGUGAGAAUGCGUCACAACUUGCGCUUCAGGUGAGGUACCUUGACCUGCAUGUAAGAUGGAGUGAUCUUGUUUGUCCUGAGCAAAGCUUGCAAGAUUCUAAAGGAUCAGAAACUGAAGCUUCUGCUUUCCGGAAUGCACUUGUCUGUGAUAAAAAAGUCCAUGAAACCAAGAUUACAUAUGGAUUACGUUUUCCUAAGCAGAAUCAUCUCCCAUCCCGUGUGAUGAAGAAUAUUAUAGAAACAGAACCAAUCCAAGAUGGGCUAAAGAAGCUUUGGUUUUCUGAAUUUCACAUCCCUGUAUACCUAAUUAAAAAAUAUGAAGAGGAAGCAGAAAAUGCCCUUGUGCCUAGUAAGGAUCCUCGCAUAGUGUCCAAGUUACAAAGAAGACAGCUGAAAGCUUUGCGGAGGGAUAUAUUCUACUAUCUUAUGCUUAAGGGGGACAAUUUAGACAAGAGCUCUUGCAUCUCAUGUCACAAGGAUGUUCUACUCAGGAACAUGCUGAAGUGCAGUGCAUGUCAAGGUUAUUGCCACAAGGAUUGCACCAUACGUGCAACAGCUAACAUGGAAGAUGAGGUGGAAUUCCUGUUCCUGUGUAAUCAGUGUUACCAGGCCAAUGUUCUUGCUCCAAAUAAGAAAAGUAAGAAUUCCAUGAUCAAUCAAGUCUUUCAACCAGAAGAUCAGAUACCAAUGAUUAAAGGCACUCAACAAAAUGGUUAUGAUAAGCCGUUACUACCUAUUACAAGUGCAAAGAAGAUGUCUGCAAGCAUGAAGCCAUCUGCUACAGAUACUAAUUCAGCGACCAAACGUCGACGUGGGGCUCUUCCUUCAUAUGGUGUUAAAAAGAAGAAAAAGAGAAGUAAUGAGACUGGCGCUGAUUUCAGGGCCAAUAACCUUCUCUUCAGAGGAAGUGCAGAUAUGAAACCAUCAUUGCAACCCAUUUGUUCCUUGUGCUCUAAGGAUUACAACUCUGAUUUGAUGUAUAUCUGCUGUGAAGCAUGUAGAAAGUGGUAUCAUGCUGAUGCUGUGCAACUCAAGGAAUCCGAAAUAUUUGAUGUCGUGGGGUUUAGGUGCUGCAGGUGCCAGAGGAAAGGCUCACCACUAUGCCCUUACAUGGACUCAAAGAUGGAGGAGGAAGAGGAUGAUUCCCUUAUUUUCUCUCUUGAAAGAGUUGUGCCAAUCACAGAGUCCACUUCAGAAGUUGCAUGUGAGUGGAAUACUGCUGGGGUGCAGAAACUUCCGGUCAGGAGACAAGUAAAACAUGAAAAGAUUAUGGAUUCUUUCUCUUUAAAUCCGUCUCAAGUGGAAUCUAAUUCUCUUGAAGCAAAAAUAGAUUCAAACGACACUGAUAAAGGGUCAUCUUCUCAAGUAAAAUGGGAGCUUCCUGUUGACGACUUUAAAGAUGAGAUGUUUGACUAUGAAAAUAUGGACUAUGAGAAAAUGGAUUAUGAGCCUCAGACAUACUUCUCUUUCAGUGAAUUGCUGGAGUCCGAGGACAACCAGCUGGAUUAUUUUGAUGCAUCGAUCGAUGUAGAAGGGAAUUGGAACAAUUCUUCUGGUUAUGAUGGAGCAAUCACAUCCUACAACACACAGGAACAAUAUAUAACAGACAGUGCAGACAAUUGUCAAGAAUUGGCAGCUGUAGAACCUGUUAUCAACACAGUGCCUUGUCACCAGUGUCAUAGCACUGAUCCAGCAGUCGAUCUUUCUUGUGAGAAUUGUGCAAUUUGGAUACAUAAGCAUUGUUCUCCAUGGGUUGAGCCUUCUUCCUUGGACGGUAAGUGGAGGUGUGGCAACUGUCGGGAUUGGCGCUAAUUUGGACACCCAGUUGCUUAUGCAGUUUCGGUCCUUUUGACUGCUACAUCCAUUUACCAGGGGUUGACAUUUGAUGCUGUGGAAACAAGCUAAAUAUGGCCAUACUGGGGAAGUUGGGUUCUUGCGCGUGGAUUGUACAUUUGAGGGAACAUGAACAGACUUGAAAUUAUGGCUCCUGGAAAAAGCCAAGUUUCGGAGGUCCCUUUGAAUUACUAGGGGGGGCGGGGACUGUUGGUCACAAGUCUGGAUAUGAUAGAUGCUGCUUUACAAGGAUGUUCUCCUUUUGGACAGAUGAGUGGUUCCAUUCUUUGGAAAGUGGGCAUGCUUGAUUUAUUGAUUGGUUGGGUUAGUUUGAUCAGGAUCUUAAGCUAGAGGAAAUCAUAGUUUGCUCUCAUUGAACCAGUUCUAUCGAGUGCCAGAAAAUAGGGUCCUUGGCCCCAAUAGUGAAGGAUAAGCAGGUUUUUUUGGGGUGCUUAUCUCAUUUAGUUGCAUGUAAAUUCUGAGAGAAUAUUUAGAUCUGUUUUUAUUUUAAUUAUUUUUUUUAGGG